Messenger RNA from Melanotaenia boesemani (Boeseman's rainbowfish), 2484 nucleotides. RefSeq names its product protocadherin alpha-9-like. The transcript has a single exon. NCBI's taxonomy places the organism in Eukaryota, Metazoa, Chordata, Actinopteri, Atheriniformes, Melanotaeniidae. Gene Ontology annotation, molecular function: calcium ion binding. Gene Ontology annotation, biological process: homophilic cell-cell adhesion. The record is from RefSeq and is a predicted model, not a curated record. Gene Ontology annotation, cellular component: plasma membrane. Bases 1 to 2484 code for a protein of 827 amino acids.
AUGUGGAUAUAUCUUGCCUUUGUGCUGCUGGAUUGUUACUGGGAAACAGUUUUUGGACAGCUCUCUUACUCCGUCUCAGAAGAGGUGAAUGUGGGGACUGCUGUCGGAAAUGUUGCUAAAGAUCUGAACAUCAACGUCCAGGAUUUGGAGCCUCGCAUGUUUCAGGUUGUUACUGGAUCAAAGAAAAAAUAUUUCGAGGUUAAUCUAAAGACUGGUCUCCUGUAUGUUAAUGAGAGAAUAGAUCGAGAGGAACUGUGCGGUAAUGAACCUAAAUGUUCACUCACUGUAGAAGCAGUUAUUAACCAUCCACUUAAACUGCAUCGUAUAGAAAUUACGAUUUUAGAUGUAAAUGAUAAUUCACCAUUAUUUCCCAGCAAAAUACAAUUCAUGAACAUUAGUGAGAACACGGCGAUAGGGGCAAAAUUUCCCAUUCAGCCUGCUGACGAUACAGACGUCGGUAAAAAUGGUGUAAAUACAUACCAGCUUAGUCAAAAUGGGUAUUUUUCUCUGGUUACAAAUAAGGGACAGGGUGUAUCACCAGAAUUGGUGCUUCAGAAAGUUUUAGACCGAGAAACACAGUCCGUGAUUCGGCUCACACUGACUGCCAUAGAUGGAGGAACACCUGCUAAAUCAGGAAGUAUGACUGUAAUAGUAAACGUGUUAGACAUUAAUGAUAACGCUCCUGUAUUCAGUCAAACGCUGUACAAAGCCACAAUAAACGAGAAUGUUAAAAUAGGUACAUCGAUAAUAACACUGAAUGCAACCGAUGUAGAUGCAGGGCAAAAUGGAGAAGUGUUGUAUUCAUUUAGUAAAAUAGGCCGUGGAAAGCAAACGGAUUUUUUUGAUAUAGAUGAAAAAACAGGCACUGUAACAAAUAAAAAACCUAUCGACUUUGAAGAGAACAAUGCCUUUGAGAUUAGAGUACAAGCAAGUGAUGGAGCUUCUUCUCCUCUCACCUCACACGCAAAACUAUUGAUUGAAGUUUUAGACGUUAAUGACAAUGCUCCUGAAAUUACAGUUACAUCACUACUUAACACCGUCAAAGAGGAUGCGUCCAUUGUCACUGCCAUUGCACUUGUUUCAGUACUGGAUAAAGAUGGAGGUAAAAAUGGGAUGGUGAGCUGUAAAAUUCCCACUGAUGCCCCCUUUAAGUUAGAGUCUAAUUAUAAGAAUUACUAUUCGUUGGUCAUUGAUGGUCCUCUUGACAGAGAAAGUAAACCUCAAUAUAACAUAACCAUCAUUGCUACAGAUGAGGGAAGUCCACCUCUCUCCAGCAUGAACAUCAUUUAUGUUGAAGUCUCUGAUGUGAAUGACAACAAUCCUCGAUUCACAGAAGACACAAUAACCAUCUUCAUUAAAGAAAACAGUCCAGUAGGAGCAAUUAUGAAAACAUUGUCGGCGGUUGAUGCAGACACUGAUGAAAAUGCCCAGGUGAGAUAUUCGUUAUUACAUAGUGGUAACACGAUGCCACUGUCUACUAUGAUAAACAUCAACUCCGAAACUGGAGAUAUACUCAGUCUGCAGUCUUUUAACUAUGAGGAGUUAAAAACGUUUCAGUUUAAAGUUCAGGCCACAGACUCUGGUGUUCCUCCACUUAGCAGCAACGUGACUGUCAACGUUUUUAUCCUGGAUGAGAAUGACAACAGUCCCACCAUUUUAGCACCAUAUUCUGAGCACGGCUCUGUUAACAGUGAGACCAUCCCAUAUUCUGCUGAAGCGGGAUAUUUUGUGGCAAAGAUCAGGGCUGUGGACGUCGACGCUGGUUACAAUGCGUUGCUUUCUUAUCACCUGUCUGAGCCCAAAGGAAACAACUUGUUCAGGAUCGGAACCAACACAGGGGAAAUCAGGACUAAGAGGAGGAUGAGCGACAAUGAUCUGAAAACUCAUCCCUUGGUGGUGCUGGUUUCAGAUAACGGAGAACCUUCUCUGUCAGCUACUGUAACUAUUGAUGUGGUGGUGGUUGAAAGCACAGCUGACAUCCAGACUCAGUUCAGACAUGUUCCUAUAAAGGAGGACAGCUUCUCCGAUUUGAACCUGUAUUUACUCAUCGCCAUUGUCUCGGUGUCAGUCAUAUUUCUGCUGAGUCUCAUCAGUUUAAUAGCUGUUAGAUGCCACAGGACAGAUGGCAGUUUCAGCAGGUACAGCGCUCCAAUGAUCACCACCCAUCCUGACGGGAGCUGGUCUUACUCUAAAGCUACCCAGCAGUAUGACGUGUGUUUCAACUCGGAUACACUGAAGAGUGACGUAGUUGUUUUCCCCGCACCGUUUCCACCUGCGGACGCAGAACUGAUCAGUAUUAAUGGAGGAGACACUUUUACCAGAACUCAGACUUUACCCAACAAAGAGAAGGUAAGACUGCAUGUAUAUAAUCACCUGGAAGAUACAGUCAGAAAAGUCAGUAUGAUUCCAAACAAUCAAAUCACUGUAUCUGGUCUCCAGCAGUCGUCUAUAAAGAGUAUACCGUUCUCUAUGUUGCUGAAAUAA